Vanessa atalanta (red admiral) is the source of this 5929-nucleotide messenger RNA. It is a transcript of the gene krz, whose product is annotated as beta-arrestin-1. Gene Ontology annotation, molecular function: G protein-coupled receptor binding. Gene Ontology annotation, biological process: G protein-coupled receptor internalization; signal transduction. Gene Ontology annotation, cellular component: cytoplasm. The transcript has 13 exons. The coding region runs from base 507 to 1760 and encodes 417 amino acids. NCBI's taxonomy places the organism in Eukaryota, Metazoa, Arthropoda, Insecta, Lepidoptera, Nymphalidae. The record is from RefSeq and is a predicted model, not a curated record.
GUCAAAUUGCGCUUGUCAUCCGUCCACCGGAUGCGUGCGCAAUAUUCCCUUGAUUUUGUGGAGUUUGGUGUGGACAUUUGUGUAAAAGCGAUGGGAUUGUUCGUAUAAACGCCAAUUGUAUGUUUAAAGUUGUUUUUAAUUUUGUUUCUUCUGUAGUUAACGUUUCAGCUGAAAACAAAAUUUUGGUGUCUGUGUAUACUUUUUUAUAAAUUCGUCGUAAACGAGAAACAGUUGUGGCCGGAUCAAUCGGUAAUUUACUGUAUUUUUCGCCCAGUGCAAUGCGAUGUGCCCAAUGGGUGUCUGUUAAUACAUAAUAAAUAUAAAAAGCAGUUGUUCCGUGAGCAGCCACACGUGGAUGUUAGCGCCUUACACAAAUACCUCAACGAGAUCGCGCCGCGCAGCCGCCCUUUGAGUCGGCGGUGCGGCUGCGCAGGAGUAGUGUGAGGGGGUAAAGCGCACCCUGGAGCCGCCCAGGGAAAUCUUGGUGCGGUGGGCGCGGCGGCACAAUGGACGACGGAGGCAGCAACAAGCAGCGUCAGGCCACGCGAGUCUUCAAGAAGAGCUCGCCGAACGGCAAGAUAACCGUAUAUUUAGGGAAAAGAGACUUCGUAGACCAUAUCACACAUGUAGACCCAAUUGUUUCUGAUUUUGUUAUAGACGGAGUAGUUUUAAUCGACCCAGAGUAUGUAAAGGAUAGGAAAGUGUUCGGGCACGUGCUCGCCGCCUUCAGGUAUGGGCGGGAGGAUCUUGACGUGCUCGGGCUUACCUUCCGUAAAGACCUCUACCUUGCUGCCGAACAGAUAUACCCACCGACGAGCACUCCAAAGAGACCGCUCACACGGCUGCAAGAGCGUCUCGUACGCAAGCUCGGUCCAGCAGCUCACCCCUUCUACUUCGAGCUGCCACCGCACUGCCCCGCCUCCGUCACGCUGCAGCCCGCCCCCGGGGACACCGGCAAGCCCUGUGGAGUCGAUUAUGAACUGAAGGCGUUCGUAGCAGAUUCGCAAGAUGAUAAGCCUCACAAGAGAAACUCAGUCCGUCUAGCGAUCAGGAAGAUAAUGUACGCGCCGAGCAAACAAGGGGAGCAGCCGUCCGUGGAGGUAUCGAAGGAGUUUAUGAUGAGCCCUAACAAAUUGUACCUGGAAGCAUCUUUAGAUAAGGAAUUAUAUCAUCACGGCGAGAACAUCGCUGUCAACGUGCACAUAGCGAACAAUUCGAAUCGUUCCGUGAAGCGUAUAAAGGUGUCGGUGCGUCAGUUCGCCGACAUCUGCCUCUUCUCCACCGCGCAGUACAAGUGCACCGUCGCAGAGGCGGAGAGCGAGGAAGGUUGCCCCGUUGGUCCUGGAUUCACACUAAGCAAGGUGUUUACUUUGACGCCGCUUUUAGCGAAUAACAAGGAUAAAUGGGGACUCGCUCUCGACGGUCAGCUCAAGCACGAAGAUACCAACCUUGCUUCUAGCACAUUAAUCGCAGAUCCAUCUCAGCGCGAGAAUUUAGGCAUUAUAGUACAAUAUAAAGUUAAGGUGAAAUUAUGUCUCGGACCUCUCGGUGGCGAGCUGAGCGCGGAGCUGCCCUUCAUCCUGAUGCACCCGAAGCCCGAGGAGGAGGCGCCGCGGCCCGCGCCCGAGCCCGCGCCGCUCGACCACGACCUCAUACAGCUCGACCCGCACCCAGACGAAAACGGGCAGGAGCAAGACGAUGACAUUAUAUUCGAGGACUUCGCGCGACUGCGGCUCAAGGGCGCCGACGCGGACGCCUGAGUGCCCCCCCGCGGGCCCCCCUUUGUAACUUCUCGUUGUUAUGUGGAAAUAUAUCAUAGGAACUAACGAGUUUCUACACGUAUACCGGAUUAUAGGACAGAGGCGAUUAACCCACGUCGAGUACGAAGCGUAGUAUGAGCUUGGAUGCCAGUUGAAUGAGACGUUGUAAAGACAAUUUGCAUGACUCUUCCCGAUCCCUGUACAGUGUAAAUGUUGAUGUUUUAAACGUCUUAUCAAACUUUAUAAGUUAUUUUUCAUAAUUAAAAAGAUCAAAGGUUUUCAUAAUUCAAAGAAUUUCAAUUCCAACUCUGUAAUACAUUCGUCUGAUUUUCGAUUCCAUCGUGUGGGUGAUCUUGCUUUGCGCGGAUUUGAAUUUAAUAAAGAAAUGGACUAAAUGAAAUUAGGAGCCUCGUCGAGGGUGCGAAGUAUAAUCGUAUUGUUAUGAAAACUUAAUGUAACAUUUGGUGUAUAUUAUAUAUGAAAAUUUAUUUUAAAUAGGAUUAUUGAUCAAAUACGUGAGUACAAGUUUAGGUUUUACUUGUUUAUUUUAAUUUAGAAAUCAUUGUCCAUCGAGUUUGUUCGUUCGUUAGGAAAUCAUAGUACAAUGUGUUUGGUAAUGUGCAUUUAUAGAAUAAACAUGUUUUGUACCUUAAUGUUAUUUACUUCUGGGUAGCGGUGUAUUAUGUAUUGAUGGGUAAAUAAUAUUUGGGCUUGAUCAAAUUGUAUGGAAUUAAAGGCUAUUUUUGUGUGGCAAUUUAUACUUAUAUGUUUAAGCACAAAAAUAUAUUGUCUAUAAAUGAUAAUGUAAUUUAUGUAUAAAUAUUUUCUCUGAAUAUCAUAAAUGUAAAUGUUCGGUGUAAAUCACGUUUUAUAUAAUCGUUUAUAAUUAACGAUUGAUGAAUAAAUUGAAUACUAAAAAUAAUAGUUUAUUGUUUAUCUUACUUUAUUUUGGUCAUAAAAUUUCCAUGAAAAACGUGAGUUUGUAUUGAUGAACUCAAAAUACGCUUGAACUAGCUCUGUUUACAAAUUGCAUUUUGAAAGUCUCUGUGAAGUAUAAAUGAUAAUAUUUUUUAUUGUAUGUAAAGAAAUAGUUUAUGUUUUCCUAGUAACAUAAGCUGUGGGCGCUCGAUGACGCCGUUCUACUGAUACCAUUGUCUUAUAAAGACUACGACUGUGAAUUUUACAUUUGUUUUCUUUCUGUACAGUUGUUAGCUUGUAACGAUGGCGUGUUUACUUGUAGACUAGCUUUGUAAUGCACAAAUUAUUUUACUGUACAUGUUAUAUCUGCGUAAGGAACGAGUAUUUUAUUAUUAUCAACUAUAAUUUUCCUUUAAUUCGCAUUUUUAAUUAAUCGGCCGCCAUCCCGAUAUUAUAUUUUCUCAAUACGGUCCUCUCAGUGUUAUGAUCAGACGUUUUCUAUUUUGUGAUUUUUCUCAUCGCAGCUAUUUGUAGUGUUAAUAUAAGAACUAAUUUCAUACUGACAUUUUCGUGUCAUAUUACCUUUUGUAUAUUUUCGAAAUGAUUUAUAUUAUUCUGUUGUUGAAUUAAAAUUUAUUGUAGACUUUAUCCAAACCAUUAUGAUUAAGAUUUUAUUUUUAUUGAUGUUUACUAUUUGUUAUAUGUAAAGUGUUCGGUGGAUAUAGUAAUAUUAAAUAAAAUAAAUUGAAAUAAAAUAAUUUAAUACAUCUCGUCAAGCGAUGCAUCUUUAUUAGUAACGAUCCUCGUGUAACCUUCUGUCCAGAUCUCCUGCGUCGUGGAACUCCUCGUAGAAAGUCAUAAACUGGAGACGGAGGAGAUAAAUAUUGGUACUGGAUUGUCUGUAAACACAUAGAAGCGUAACACGUGGUCUUCUCUAGGCGUUGUUAAUUAUGUUUUUGCUGACCCUAUCUGUUGCAUUCCUAAGUUAGACGGUAGUAAUGAGAACGUAAUGCACUUUUUUGCAAAGGAAAUAAUCCAACCUCUUUCUACACUCUAUUCCCAAUCAAUACAUCCCGUAUGUUGUCUAUUGUGGCAAGUAUGUGUGCCAAGUGACAAGAAUUCAUCUUCCACGGGCAGCCCUGUCAUUUUAAUUGUUUAUAUACGUAGGGUUAUACAAGUAAAGCACGGUCUUGAAAGAGUACCUAUACAUAACACAAGUAUGUACAGUUUAAAAUAGUCAAAUUUUAGCUCGGUUAACAGUCCAAGCGCUUUGGAUAGGUAACUGUUGUGAACGGACUAUGAAAGUACUUGAAAAUAGAGGGCGAGCCAGUUUGCCGCGUGACCUUCAGCAGUGAUAGGAUUGCAUCCUCUCCGCCACAAACACGCAAAUAGGAUCGCUACUAAUAAAUACGUGUCCCUUGUCGAUAUGUUUAUCGAAUUAUUUAAUUUUUAUUCUAAUAUUAUGGUAUUUAUCGAACAUUUCAUAACAAUUAUAUGUCUUAAUUAUUAUUAAAUUAAUAAUAUAACUAAGAUAUCAACCGAAAUAAUCUUAAUAAUAAUCAUGUUGAUAAAGUAUACAAUUACAAACAAGGACAUUUUAUACAUAUACAAUAGUGAAAAUAAAUUUGGAAAUACACAAAAGACAAUGCGUCACGAAAUGAAAUAUGAAAAGAGGUUUAAGUUACCGUGCAGCCUCAUUGCUAAAAAUCUUGAUUUAGGCAUAGGGGAGGCUAGUAGUGUCUAGAGGUUUUGUAACCAAGGAACGCUACCUAGAACAGACCAAACACAUUUAUCAACAUUGAUUACUUUGCUAUAUUCCUGCGACCCAAUGAAUUGAGUGAUUGCUCUUCCUUGAAGAAGACCAGCUAGUCAUCGACAUAGGCAUAAAAGUAACGAAAAGCAUUUUAUUUUCAAAUCGGUGAAAUAUUUUUUUGGCAUUUGAACACCGUACCGGGCUAUGUACGGAAAUUCAAAAAUUCUAAAUGUCAUCCCAAAUAUUCUGUGUAACAAAGUAUCGAAUGACGUGCCUGAUCGGAUAUUUAUCCUGUUAGGUGAUUCGGCAUAUAGUAGUAUCCGUAAUAUGCAGACAGACAGACCGAUUCAAGCCACCCUAAAUAUUGCGCAACUUAGAUAACACUCAAAUAUCGGUUACACUACAUACAUUACAGACACUUCAGCAACCUGUACUCGGGCCACAUAAACAACUCAAAUGGUCUACAAUCAAAAAUCUUUACAUAACGAUCAAUCUGUCACCGGAGACAUGCCAAUGAUCAAAUAAGAUCAGAGCAUGAAGUUUGGUUACCUAACUAUUGUUUCCCGUUGACCAAUGUAAUACCGGACGUCUUUGAAUGAGGAUGAUGUUGUAUAACUAUAAAAACUGCUUUCGUUUUAUUAUAAUAUGUAUAUAUGAUUUUAUAUGUAUCGUGUUAUUGUCUUUUGUAUAUUUUCAAAUUUAAUUGUAUUAUUAUGUUGUUAUAUAUAAAUUAUUAACACCAUUAUUAUUAAGAUUAUUUUUAUCGAUACUUACUAUUUGUGUUAUGUAAAGUGUUUAGUAAAUAUAUUAAUAUUAGAAUAAAAAUAAAUAAUUUAAUAAACAUCUCGACAAGCUACGCAUCUUUAUAUCUAGCGCUCCGAGCGAGUCGGAGGCGCCUAUGCAGUCGAGGCUAUCCGAUCAUAGCCGAAGGGCGCGGCAAACCUCGGCGCGAGAUCAUGCACUUUUAGUCCGCUCACAAACGAACGCACAUUGUAAAUAUUAUUAUUCUUCAGUCUUGUCAUUCCUAUAAUUUGCUUAAAAUCUAUUUUGAUCAAAUAACCUUGCAGCGGAAAAUAUGUUACUAUUAUAUUGAGUGAAUUGUAUUAUUAUUAUUUAAUAUUUAAGUGUUUAGAACAUGUAUAAAGUAUUUACGACUUAAUUAAUUCUGUAAUAUGAAAUAGAACAAAAAAGACCAGCACUUAUAUUAUAGUUAGCCUAUGUUUAUCACCAGCUUUGAGUACUAUAAAAAUGCAAAAUUAAAUGUAAUAUUAUUAAGAGGCUAGCCUGGCGCGUAAAAAUAUUAAUUUGAUACAAAUUUAUUGAUUAUUUUAUGAGAAGUAUAUUUUUAAAUGCUGACAAGCAAGAGUAUAAGUACACAUAAACGGUUGGUGUCCAUAGAGAUAAGCAAGCGUCGAACACAAAAAUGUUGAACAUGAAACGCGCAAAGCUACACAUUUGUUUUUUAAUUUUACAUCGAAAGUUUUUGAUGUAUACUUUU